AUGAUGGUGUAUUCUAGCGGUGCGCUUGGAGGCUUGGAGAUGGUGGACGGCGAGUUGGCAGCCCAUGUGCUCAGUGCACAAGCUGCCGCCCACGCGGCUGCUACGGCAGCGGCACAUCAACAACAGCAGCAGAUUGCUGUUCAGCAAAUAAGUCUUGUUCCAGAAACCUCGCCUUCAUCGGGCCGAUCGACCCCAGUUACAAGCAAUGCUGGUACUACAUCUCCAUCGCCAAGUAAACUCUUCGUCGGAGGGCUCAGCUGGCAAACAAGCUCAGAGAAGCUCAGGGAGUACUUCGCAAUGUUCGGGGCUGUUACUGAUGUACUUAUCAUGAAGGAUCCUGUGACACAGCGUUCGCGCGGCUUUGGUUUCAUCACGUUUCAGGAGGCCUCAUCCGUGGACAAGGUCCUCGCCGUGCCCGUCCACACUCUGGACGGAAAGCGCAUCGACCCUAAACACGCGACACCAAAAUCCGCCCCGAAACCGACUAAAACAAAAAAGAUAUUCGUCGGCGGAGUCGGGCAGGACACUUCCGCGGAGGAGGUGCGCGCCUAUUUCUCGCAAUUCGGUCUCGUCGAAGACGCCGUGAUGCUAAUGGACCAGCAGACGAAGCGUCACCGCGGAUUCGGUUUCGUCACCUUUCACUCGGAGGAGGCAGUCGAGCGAGUCUGCGAAAUACAUUUCCACACAAUAAAGAAUAAGAAAGUCGAGUGCAAGCGCGCUCAGCCAAAGGAAGCGGUAGCGGCGACGCCGUUGGCGCUCGGCAAGCGUCUGGUCCUUCGACCCGGACGCGGGUUAGUGUACGCCGGCGGAGUGGGCGCGGUACCGGCCGUCGGCGCGCACGCUUAUAGAUACGCUCCGUACGCUCUUCCGACAGCCGCGACCGCCGCCACAGCCUUAGUAGCUCCUCCCGCCCCAGCUCCGGCCCCCACCUUACCCCAAUUCGGAGCCGCGUACUCUCUUGCCGGUGUCGAUAUGUCAUCUUUCCAGAGCGUCGAUUGGAGCGCAAUGUAUGGCGUGCCGAUGUACAUCUAA
Messenger RNA from Leptosia nina, 1032 nucleotides. The record is from the annotation of a GenBank genome assembly. NCBI's taxonomy places the organism in Eukaryota, Metazoa, Arthropoda, Insecta, Lepidoptera, Pieridae.